AUGAAUCCCAAGGAGCAAGUUAAGGCUGUUGAGCUUAGGAGCGAAAAGACUCUUAAUGAUCCACAUGGUAAGAAGCCUAUCGAAGUCAAUGAUGAGCCAAAUGUUAACGAAGCGAGUUCAAGUAAUACAAAGGAAAGGGAGGAGGUAGUAGUUGAGGAUGCAACUCCUAAGGUUAGACCACAACCACCACUUCCAUAUGUGCCUAAGCGGAAUUGGGAAGGUAAAGGCACUAUCCCAUUGACUGAAAACUGCAGCUCAAUCAUUUUGAGUGACUUACCCACAAAACUGAAAGAUCCAGGGAGUUUUACUAUUCCUUGCACCAUUGGAAGUUUAGAUGCUGUCAACUGUUUAUGUGAUUUGGGUGCAAGUAUCAAUUUUAUGCCUCUAUUUCUUUUCAGGAAUUUGUUUGGUAAUCAAUCAGUGAAACAAACUUCAAUGGUACUCCAACUGGAUGACCAGUCAAUCAAGAAACCAUUUGGAGUAGUCGAAGAUGUUCUAGUCAAAGUGGAUAAGUUCAUCUUUCCCGUAGACUUUGUCAAUCUUGAUUAUGCAGUUGAUAAGAACUGCCCCAUGAUUCUUGGGCGUCCUUUCAUGAAUACGGGAAGGGCGCUAAUUGAUGUUCAUGCUGGGAAAUUGACUCUAAGGAUAGACAAAGAUAGUGUGGAAUUUGACAUGAAAAAAUUAAUGUGA
Messenger RNA from Mercurialis annua (annual mercury), 690 nucleotides. RefSeq lists its product as uncharacterized. The record is from RefSeq and is a predicted model, not a curated record. The transcript is spliced from 2 exons. Lineage: Eukaryota; Viridiplantae; Streptophyta; Magnoliopsida; Malpighiales; Euphorbiaceae. Bases 1 to 690 code for a protein of 229 amino acids.